AUGGGGGGCAGUCGCUCAGAAAACAAAGCUGGCUAUUUCGAUAAGCUGAAGGGCCUCCUCGAAGAAUACAAAAGUAUCUUUAUUGUCGGCGUCGACAAUGUCAGCUCCCAGCAAAUGCACGAAAUCCGACAAUCCCUACGUGGCCAAGCUGUAGUCUUGAUGGGCAAAAACACCAUGGUCCGUCGUGCUAUUAAAGGUUUUAUUUCUGAUGCGCCAGAGUACGAAUGCCUUCUUCCAUACGUCAAGGGAAAUGUAGGGUUUGUCUUUACAAACAGCGACCUUAAAGAAAUCCGUGACAAGAUUUUGGCAAACAAAGUCGCUGCACCCGCUAGAGCUGGAGCCGUUGCUCCUGCUGACGUGUUCGUACCUGCAGGUAACACCGGUAUGGAGCCGGGAAAAACAUCUUUCUUCCAGGCACUCGGAGUUCCAACCAAAAUUGCUCGAGGUACAAUUGAAAUCACUACUGAGCUAAAACUUGUGGAAGCCGGAAAUAAGGUUGGAGCCUCCGAGGCAACACUUUUGAACAUGCUUAAUAUCUCCCCUUUCACUUACGGUAUGGGGAUCUUCCAGAUUUAUGAUCAAGGCAACACAUUCCCACCGAAUGUUCUUGACAUCGGAGAAGAUCAACUCUUAAAAUCCUUCAGUGCUGCUAUCUCCACGAUCGCUGCAGUGUCACUAGCCGUCAACUUCCCGACAUUACCAUCUGUCAUGCAUUCUCUUGUCAAUGGCUACAAGAAAUUGUUAUCUAUAGCUAUCCAGACCGAAUACAGUUGGCCAGAGGUUGAGGAAUUAAAGGACCGCAUCGCAAACCCUGACGCCUAUGCUUCCUCUGCGCCCGUAGCCGCGGCAACUGAAUCUGCGCCUGCAGCUGAGGCUGUCAAGGAAGAGGAAAAGGAAGAAGAGGAAGAAUCAGGCGAUGAAGGAUUCGGUGGUCUAUUCGAAUAA
This is a messenger RNA of Blumeria graminis f. sp. triticale, 945 nucleotides long. The record is from the annotation of a GenBank genome assembly. Lineage: Eukaryota; Fungi; Ascomycota; Leotiomycetes; Helotiales; Erysiphaceae.